This is a messenger RNA of Eremothecium gossypii ATCC 10895, 663 nucleotides long. It is a transcript of the gene SVP26, whose product is annotated as Svp26p. The record is from RefSeq and is marked provisional. The transcript has a single exon. The coding region runs from base 1 to 663 and encodes 220 amino acids. Gene Ontology annotation, biological process: endoplasmic reticulum to Golgi vesicle-mediated transport. Gene Ontology annotation, cellular component: COPII-coated ER to Golgi transport vesicle; endoplasmic reticulum membrane; Golgi membrane. Gene Ontology annotation, molecular function: COPII receptor activity. NCBI's taxonomy places the organism in Eukaryota, Fungi, Ascomycota, Saccharomycetes, Saccharomycetales, Saccharomycetaceae.
AUGUUUCUCCAGCUCCUUGCAGUCCUGGGCACAAUUUUCGGUUUCCUCUUCCUGACCCUUUCCAUUGCAGCAGGCCUCUACUACGUGAGCGAGCUCGUCGAGGAGUACUCGGAGCCCACUCGGCGCUUCCUGAAUCGCACUAUCUACGCGGUGAUAGCGACGUAUGCGCUGCUCCUGGUGUUUGACAGCUUUCCAUUCUUUCUCACAUGCUUCUCAAUUGCAUCCCAUGUCGUGUAUGCGCAGAACCUGCGCAAGUUCCCCUUUAUCUCGCUCUCCAGCCCGACGUUUGUGGCCAGUUGCGUGCUUGUCGCGCUGAACCAUUACCUAUGGCUGCGCCAUUUUAACAACAAUGACGUCCCGGUACGUUUCCGCAUGGACCCUGGCUAUCGCGCCCCACGCCGGACCUCUCUGGCCGAAGUCACGUCCUUCUUUGCGCUUUGCGUGUGGUUUAUCCCCUUUGCUCUCUUCGUCUCCCUCUCUGCGGGCGACAACGUGCUGCCUACGGCUAUGGGAAAAAAGGACGACGACGCACGCGAUGCCGUCACCCGGAAGGCGAGCAGCUUGCUGAAGGUCCUUAUCGAUUCGGUACGUUCAUACUUUCACAGCGUUGCACGUGUUUUCGGAAUACGAGCUAGCCGUCACAAUGAUGGCCUCGCGCUGUAA